Epinephelus moara (kelp grouper) is the source of this 4131-nucleotide messenger RNA. Its product is annotated as C-terminal-binding protein 1. The record is from RefSeq and is a predicted model, not a curated record. Gene Ontology annotation, molecular function: NAD binding; transcription corepressor activity; oxidoreductase activity, acting on the CH-OH group of donors, NAD or NADP as acceptor. The transcript is spliced from 11 exons. Lineage: Eukaryota; Metazoa; Chordata; Actinopteri; Perciformes; Serranidae. The coding region runs from base 195 to 1526 and encodes 443 amino acids.
GGGAGGGGAGAGAGAGCGAGAGAGAGAAAAGAGGGGGAGCACAUGUGUAUGCUUGUCACUAAGGGGCUGGGAGAAGGACUAAGGGAAGCGAGGUAGCUGGCCACAGCCGCCAUAUGCUGACUGGAUUCCUGUUCAUGUCUGCUGUGUGAAGACUGUAGGUUUGUGUUGUGUGCUGGCCGGCCGGGGAACACACCAUGGGAAGCUCACAUCUCCUCAACAAAGGCAUGCCUCUAGGCAUCAGGCCACCCAUUAUGAACGGGCCCAUGCACCCGCGCCCCCUGGUGGCGCUGUUGGACGGGCGCGACUGCACUGUGGAGAUGCCCAUCCUGAAAGACGUAGCAACUGUGGCUUUCUGUGACGCCCAGUCCACACAGGAGAUCCACGAGAAGGUGUUGAACGAAGCUGUAGGAGCUCUGAUGUACCACACCAUCACCCUGAUGCGAGAAGACCUGGAAAAGUUUAAAGCUCUGCGCAUCAUCGUCCGCAUCGGCAGCGGCUAUGACAACAUUGACAUCAAGUCUGCCGGGGAACUGGGCAUAGCUGUGUGUAAUAUGCCGGCAGCCUCAGUGGAGGAGACGGCAGACUCCACGCUGUGUCACAUCCUCACCUUGUACCGACGCACCACCUGGCUGCACCAGGCUCUCCGGGAGGGCACACGGGUUCAGAGUGUGGAGCAGAUUCGAGAGGUGGCGUCAGGAGCUGCGAGAAUCAGAGGAGAGACACUGGGACUUAUAGGGCUUGGUCGGGUGGGCCAGGCUGUAGCUCUGCGAGCCAAGGCCUUCGGCUUUAAUGUGAUCUUCUAUGACCCUUAUUUGGCUGACGGUGUAGAAAGAUCCCUGGGACUACAAAGGGUCACCACACUACAGGACCUGCUGUUCCACUCCGACUGCGUCUCUCUGCACUGCAGCCUCAAUGAACACAACCACCACCUGAUCAACGACUUCACCAUCAAACAGAUGCGUCAGGGGGCGUUCCUGGUGAACACAGCCAGGGGGGGUCUGGUGGACGAGAAGGCCCUGGCUCAGGCCCUGAAGGAGGGGAGGAUACGUGGAGCUGCUCUGGAUGUUCACGAGACAGAGCCUUUCAGUUUCAGUCAGGGCCCGCUGAAGGACGCUCCCAAUCUGAUCUGCACCCCGCACGCUGCCUGGUACAGUGAACAGGCAUCACUGGAGAUGAGAGAGGAGGCAGCCAGGGAGAUUCGAAGGGCUAUCACAGGUCGUAUCCCAGACAGUCUGAAGAACUGUGUGAAUAAGGAGUUCCUCUCACAGAACAACCACUGGGCAGGAGUUGACCCAGCCACCGUCCACCCCGAGCUUAACGGGGCUUAUAGAUAUCCUCCAGGAGUGGUGAGCUUGCCAGCUGGUGGCCUCCCGCCCCCCGUCGAAGGCAUCGUGCCCAGCGCCGUGCCCAUUACGCAUACCCUCCCGCCUGCUGUCACACACCCUCCUCAUGCCCCGUCCCCUGGACAAAAUACAGUCAAGCCACCAGAGGGCGACAGAGAGCAGCAUCCGAAUGACCAACUGUAGCCACGCACACUCACACACACACGCUUGCCUGUGUUGUCUGGCGACCGGAGGAGGAGGUUGGCACAGCAACCGGGAUCAUAGCGCUAAGUUCCCUAGUGACAAGUUGUUAUCAGAGAGGUUCACAGAGUGUCAGAUGGACAGGUUGAGGUCCCAAUAACAAUCGAUUCACAACUCUCUGGCCAAUUGGUUCCCAGCAGCCAGUUCACACUCCAAAGAAGAAGAUGAUGAUAAAGGGGAUGAUGAAGAGGAGUGGAUAGCUGCCAGAUGCUCUAAUCAAGAGCAAGACAGUUGUCCUCUGCUCCAACCACAAGUCCUGAGAAAGAGUGUUAAGAUCCACAGGUUGAUCUUCACGUAACAACUACAGUAGAGCCAGAAGAAGAAAAAAAAACAAUAACUAUCUGCUGAUUUGGGAAGAAAAAAAUACUGAAACAAAUUCUGCUGUCUUAGACUGUAGUGUGUCCAAAGUUAGCGGGGCGGGUUCCAUGUCUUUCUCUCUUUUUCUGUGUCCUUUCCUUAGUUUGAUGUACAAGCAAAAGUAGUAGGUUAUGAAAUGAAUGUAACCUGUCUGUGUACAGUUUUUAGACUUACGGCAAGAAGAUACUGAUAUUUGUAUUCCAGUCUUAAACAAGGUGAUCUCUCCAUGUAGCCAAACUGGUUUGAGAAUACAAUAUCUGUUUUUGUUUCAUGUGUCCCCAAAUUAACAAGCCCCCCACCCUUCCCAAAAAAAAGAGGCAGCUUUUUGCACACCAUCUCAGGAAAUUAAGUUUCCGCAGUUGGUAUAUUAUUUUUUAAAUUUGUUUUAAACAAAAUUCCUUUUUAUGCCACUUAGUGCUUUUGUUUUUCUACCUGCUUGCCUUUUCGUGUCCUGCUACAUUAGAUAAGAAGAACUUUAACGAGAGCUAAAGUCGAUCUAAUGUUUGCUUUUGUUUGUUUCUGUUUAAGGGGCAUGUGAUUUUGCUCUUGGGACUUGUGUAAAUGUUUGACCCAAAUCGAGGGGGUUGCGGGAGGAAAGGCUGUAGGGUGGUGGCGUAAUGGUAUGCUUGGCUGGGACGACUUCAUCCCUGGUCGCCAUUUUGAAUUUACAGAGUAGAUUGAUAGUAGGUUGGUUUAAUUAGUUUAGAGGACAAAGCAGGUUGUAGAGAAGGCAAUGCACUGAGAGUUUGUAGCAGCUCACAGUUUGAGAGACAGGUUGUCUCCUUUAUGUCUAAUGAUCCAGUACUUCCACUAUGACACACAUUAACUGUCCAAGUCAUGGAGCAUGAAGAGUUCACCACAAAGAGGUUUACAAAUGAUGCACAACGUUGGUGAAUCAGUGUGAUGCUUCAUGCUAUGGAUCUGUCAAAUCCAGCAAUAUAUAAAACUGCAUCACUUGUAGAGACGUCACAUCCAGUUAAGGACAGUUAAUGGUGACUGACUGAUGAGGAACAGUUGUGUUCUUGAGGUCAGGUCAAACCACAUCUUCAUGUUUUUGAUCCGCUCCCAAAUCUCAAUGGCUUGUCAGUUUGAUCAACUUUCAACAAAGACGUUUGAUGAUAGCAUGUCAGAACAUACGGAUUUCUUCGGUCUAGUAUCCCUUUAACAUUUCAUGCCGGGUCCUUCCUGAGUAUACCGUUCAGCCGCCCUCUGUGGCCUCUGUGUCUAUGUGUACAUAUGGUGUUCUGCCUGCCUGUGUCAAUGUGACUUGGUUGUAUCUGUGUCUAAAAAAGCAGCACUGGGAGGAGGGGUGGUGGCAAGUACUCUCCACAAGGCAUCAUUACAAAGACUGCCAUCUAAAUACGCAACUAAACACUAUGUUAAAAAAAUGCUUAGAAACUUUGAAUCUAAGCUGGCAAACUGGCCCAGUAAUUCACAAUUUUACUGGUUACAUUCCCACCAUGUAAGCAAGAUGCUAAUGGUGUUACAUCAGCAUUCAAAUAUCUGAAACUCUUCUUUCUGGAAUAUUUCUAACUGAUUCCAAUUCACGUGUUGUUGAUGUAAGCAGGUCAGCUACGUGACGGUGCUUUUUGGAUCCCCCUUCUACCAGCAGCUGAGUAGUUAAAACAGUUCACUGUUGCCUACCUGGUCUUCUUCAUGGUGAGGUAGUAAGAGUAGCAAUCAGGGAUGGAAAUUUCACUAGCCACUGGUGAGUAUUUCUGAGCUCUCAGAAUCUGAAGGGUACUGAGGCUGACAUUUAAAUAUCACUGUCAGACAAGAUCUCCAAAAUGCUGUAAUAGUGUGAAUUUUACUCCUAAUCUUUCCUCGCCAGAAACCCUUGAUGUCGUUAGGUGAGGGAGAAACUCUUUGCUAAUACUUCCUGAUAUAAACUGUAAGCAUUCCUCACUCAAACCGAUGGGUGCCACGAGUUAAAAACAACAGACUAGCUUUUUAAAGUGUCGAGGUGCUCCUUGAAAUUCCAUCCCUGGUAGUAACACACAGUCCACUGUUGCCUACCUUGGUCCCCUUUAUGGUAAAGUAGUAGGCGUAGCAAUAUACAGUAUACAUAUUCUAUAUUCUACAGUAAAUAUCAUUAUUUUUGGUCAAAACUGACAACCUCACAAAGAUAUGUUUGUGACUGUAUGCAUUUGUAUGAAUUAUUUUAAAAGGAAAUAAACUGUGGAAAGGUGAA